UGAUGAUACAUCUUUUUCAUGACUGAACAAGAGUAGCAGUUAUCAAUUCCUGGACUACAAUAUAUUGAACAUUCUAAAGAACAGAUAUCAAGAGAGACAAUAAUUUUAUCAAGAAAUACUUAGCAACCAGUCUCAGGCUUGUGGAUUCUCCGCACCCUCGCAGCUAAUUUUGCCCUGCCUGGGGACCCUAAAUAUAUCUAAGUCACCCCAGAGAGGUGAUGAAGAAAGAAGGAUAUCCAGCGAUUCUGGAAUGGUGGCGGCCAUUCCUUUCGACUUGGGGAAAGCCUUCUAAUCCAACAGGAGAAAGGCUGGCCAUAUUGCAUCGACCAGCCCAAGCUACUUGCAACCGGUCCAAAAGCAUUAACCAGCACAACUGUGAACAGUGUGCUUGAAACUGGAUGUGGCAUUCACCUUAGUCAUAGCUUAAAGAUGGAAAAUCAAACAUUUGUCUCUUACUUUCUGCUCCUGGAAUUCUCCAAAGAUCGGCAUCUGCAGCUUUUACAUUUCUUCUUAUUCUUCAUAUUAUAUCUGGCAGUUACAUCAACAAAUCUUCUCAUCAUCUCUGCAAUAGCUUUUGACCAUCAACUACACAGCCCCAUGUACUUGUUUCUGCUAAAUUUGGCAGUACAGGAUGUGGGCAUUGUUUCAGCCAUUAUCCCUAAAUCCAUGAUAAAUUCUCUCAUGGACACCAGACACAUCUCUUACUUUGGUUGCUUUGCACAAGUCUUGAUCUUUUCCUCCUUUGAAGCUUCUGAUUUAUUCCUUCUGACAGUUAUGGCAUAUGAUCGUUAUGUUGCCAUUUGUCAUCCAUUGCACUAUGAACUGAUAAUGAAUUGGAAAGCCUGCACCAAAAUAGUGGUUCUGGUGUGGGUCACAAGUCUUCUCUAUGGUAUGUUGCACACCAUUGGUACUUUUUACCUCUCUUUCUGUUCUAAUGUUGUCAACCAAUUUUUCUGUGAAAUUCCACACUUGCUAAAACUGUCCUGCUUUGGUUUCAAUCUAGUUGAAGUUGGAUUCCUUAUAGUUAGUAUAAUCACUUUAGGAUUAGGUUGUGUUAUUUAUAUCAUUGUCUCCUACACUAGGAUCUUCAUGGCAGUGUUGAGAAUUCCUUCUGUGAAAGGAAGGCAGAAGACCUUUUCUACUUGUCUUCCCCACCUUACAGUCUUUUCGGUGUUUUUAGUAACAGUGUGCUUGGCAUACUUGAAACCUCCCUCUAACACCCAAUCUUACUUAGAUUUCACACUAACUGCUCUAUAUUCCUUUCUUCCACCCGUGUUUAAUCCAAUCAUCUAUAGCAUCAGAAAUAAGAAUAUCAAAUCUGUUCUAUAUAAAUUGUGGCAUUUCUGAUAUUUUCCUUUGAUAAUAUUUUCUGUUCUAUGUUUUUUCAUAUCAAAAAAGUUAAGGAAGCAGCCUUCCAUUAAGAAAAAAACCAAAGUAGAAAUUAACUUUCAAGUAUCCCCAGUGUCAAAGUAUUUAAGAUAAAAAAAAUCAUUGGAAGUUUGAAUUACUGGAGUUUGUUUUAUACAUUACAUCAAGACAUUUUCAUUUAACACCUGAAUAAUGAAUAAAACACAGUUUCUAAGACUGAAAUACCAUAAAUCAUGAAUCAGCAUUAUAAAAAUAUACUAAGUGGUCUAGCUAGUUCAUCAUCUAAACUUACUAGUCUGUCUGGAUUGCUACAUGGUUCUGAUAACGGAGCAAGUCAUUGGAGAUUUGAUCAUUGCUAGAAGAAUUGCAAAACUGUGUAACCAUGAUUUAAACUUGGUCUCAAAUUUUUAGAAAUAAAAAAAAACCCAGAUCUUCCUAUCAGACUUCUUGCAGACUUCUCUUCUAGCAAUACAUCUUGAUUCUUCAAACACUAAAUCCCAUAUUCAUAAACUUGCUUGUAUUUGAAGACUACAGUCAUGAAGUGGGUAGAUAAAUACUUUAUUGUAGAAAUUCUUGUAAACUGUACAUCAGUCCUCUCUAGUUCACAGAAAACAAUACAUAGUCAUCUAUAUUCCAAGGAUGUAUCACAGAGGUGGGCAAAUUGAUCAAGAAGCCACAUGAGGAACCGGGAGUACCACUCUACCCUCUGCUGCUGCCAUCCCAUCCUGAUGCUGCCAACAUUCUGUCCCACCCCAUUCUGAUGCUGCACCACAGGCUAUGAGCCUGUGAGCCUAUGAGCCUGAGGUGGCCAUAUCUGGCCAAGUCUGUUGUAGGUGAUAGAAGAGACAAUGAAGCCUUAAUUGCUGCGUGCUUAUUUGGCUGUUUCUAAUUCAGUUUUCUAUACAAUAAGCAGUGGUUAGGUGGGGAAAGGUCUGAAGAAGUUCAGAGGAGAGAAGGUGUAAACAACAAGACCCAAACAUGCUCAAGUCUAUACACAGGAAUCUUCUCAGACUGGAUGAAACUAGAUAAAGUUCAACAGCAUUCAAAUGAGGUCACUUUUCAUGCCCACAUAGGGAUUCCAGAUUAAUUUCCUGUUUAAUUCCUCUAUCUGGCUCAGUUUCUCUCCUGCAGCUGGUGGAUUGUGCUUAGAAUGCUGACAGCUAAAUACUAGUCAGAA
This is a messenger RNA of Crotalus tigris (Tiger rattlesnake), 2545 nucleotides long. RefSeq names its product olfactory receptor 14A2-like. The transcript is spliced from 3 exons. The record is from RefSeq and is a predicted model, not a curated record. Gene Ontology annotation, cellular component: membrane. Gene Ontology annotation, biological process: G protein-coupled receptor signaling pathway. Gene Ontology annotation, molecular function: odorant binding; G protein-coupled receptor activity; olfactory receptor activity. NCBI's taxonomy places the organism in Eukaryota, Metazoa, Chordata, Lepidosauria, Squamata, Viperidae. The coding region runs from base 430 to 1347 and encodes 305 amino acids.